CCACUACUCCAGAAAGGGAGCCAGAAGGGAGCAGAAUCGGACCGGUCGUCAUGUGCGUUCCCUCCUCCGCCCCGUGCCUCAAAAUCCCGCCCUCCCCCUCCGCCCCCUUCUUCCGAUUCUCCUCCUCCGCCGCCCCGAGGCCCAGCGUCGUCAGCGUCGCCACCACCAUCCGCAGCUCCCAGACCGAGGGCCCCUGAGGCGCCCCGUCGCCCCUCCCCUCAGGCCCGUCCCCCUCCCGCCCCCUCCUCCUCCCCGCCGUCGUCCGCGGUCGCCCCGCCGCCCCAGCAGCCGAAGCCGCCGCUCGCCCCGGGGGCGGCGGAGGCGGCUGUGGAGGACGGCGGCGGGAUAACGCUGGAGUUCCAGAGGCAGAAGGCCAAGGAGCUGCAGCAGUAUUUCAAGCAGAAGAAGCUCGAGAAGUCCAAUCAAGGCCCUUUCUUUGGGUUCAUCGGCAAGAACGAAAUCUCCAAUGGAAGAUGGGCGAUGUUUGGUUUUGCUGUCGGGAUGCUGACAGAGUAUGCCACGGGCUCGGACUUUGUGGAUCAAGUGAAAAUACUUCUCUCUAACUUCGGAAUAGUCGAUCUGGAAUGACUUCUUCUCCUCUGGGUUCCCCAUAGCAUCAACUCUUUUUGGUGUAUGUAAUUUGGUUCAAAGUCAGUAAUAUUUUCAAUGUAUAAUGUUUUUAUUGUGAUCUUCAUUUGCUUGCGAAUGAAUGAUGCUCUCAAUUGUUUCCUCAAUUUUUCAUACAUGUAAGCUGUUCUCCUGAUCUCGUACUUGGACUAGGAUUGGAUCAGUAGUCAAUUCUUACAGCUUGAUUUAGUGAA
Messenger RNA from Eucalyptus grandis, 821 nucleotides. RefSeq names its product light-harvesting complex-like protein OHP2, chloroplastic. The transcript has 2 exons. Lineage: Eukaryota; Viridiplantae; Streptophyta; Magnoliopsida; Myrtales; Myrtaceae. The record is from RefSeq and is a predicted model, not a curated record. The annotation marks the transcript as partial. Gene Ontology annotation, cellular component: chloroplast thylakoid membrane.